GGCGCGGCGCGGCGGCGGGGCGGCAGAGCGUGCGCGCGCGUGCGGCGAGGAUGGAGUCGUCGUCGGGCCCGAAGCGCAGCACCCGGAGCGGGGCCUCGGCCUCGUCGUCCUCGUCGUCGACGCCCUUGUCCCCGGCGCGGAUCACGCGGCUGCAGGAGAAGGAGGACCUGCAGGAGCUGAACGACCGCCUGGCCGUCUACAUCGACAAGGUGCGCUCGCUGGAGUCGGAGAACGCGGGCCUGCGCCUCCGGAUCUGCGAGUCCGAGGAGGAGGUGAGCCGCGAGGUGAGCGGCCUCAAGGGCGCCUACGAGGCCGAGCUGGCCGACGCCCGCAAGACCCUCGACGCCGUCGCCAAGGAGCGCGCCCGCCUCCAGCUCGAGCUCGCCAAGGUCCGCGAGGAGCACAAGGAGCUCAAGGCCAGGAAUGCCAAGAAGGAAGGGGACCUGCUCUCGGCCCAGGCCCGGCUGAAGGACCUGGAGGCCCUGCUCAACUCCAAGGAGGCCGCGCUCAGCACCGCUUUGGGGGAGAAGCGCAGCCUGGAUACCGAGGCCCGGGAACUCCGCGCCCAGCUGGCCAAGUUGGAAGCCGCUUUGGCCGAGGCCAAGAAGCAGCUUCAGGAUGAAAUGCUGCGUCGGGUGGAUGCCGAGAACCGCCUCCAGACCCUGAAGGAGGAGCUGGACUUCCAGAAGAGCCUCUACAGCGAGGAGCUGCGGGAGAGCAAGCGCCGGCACGAGACGCGGCUGGUGGAGAUCGACAGCGGGCGGCAGCAGGAGUUUGAGAGCAAGCUGGCCGAGGCCCUGCACGACCUGAGGGGGCAGCACGAGGCCCAGGUGCGCAUGUACAAGGACGAGCUGGAGAAGACCUACAGCGCCAAGCUGGAGAAUGCCAAGCAGUCCGCAGAGAGGAACAGCAGCAUGGCCGGGGCCGCCCACGAGGAGCUGCAGCAGACCCGCAUUCGCAUCGACAGCCUCUCCGCUCAGCUCAGCCAGCUGCAGAAACAGAUGGCGGCCAAGGAGGCCAAGCUGCGGGACCUGGAGGACGCCUUGGUGCGGGAGCGGGACAGCAGCCGCCGGAUCCUGGCCGAGAAGGAGCGGGAGAUGGCCGACAUGCGGGCCCGCAUGCAGCAGCAGCUGGACGAGUACCAGGAACUGCUGGACAUCAAGCUGGCCCUGGACAUGGAGAUCAAUGCCUACCGCAAGCUCCUGGAGGGAGAGGAGGAGAGGCUGCGCCUGUCUCCCAGCCCCACCUCCCAGAAGAGCGGCUCUCGCACCCGCAUCUCGCACUCCUCUUCCUCCUCGAUGCAGAGCUCGGCCAAGAAGCGGAAGCUGGGGGCCGGCGGGGAGAGCCGCACCAACUUCUCCCAUCACGCCAGGACCAGCGGGAAGGUGGCCGUGGAGGAAGUGGACCUGGAGGGGAAGUUUGUCCGCCUGCGCAACAAGUCCAGCGAGGACCAGGCUCUCGGCAGCUGGCAGAUCAAGCGCCAGAACGGAGACGAGGCCCCCAUCGUCUAUCGGUUCCCCCCAAAGUUCACCCUGAAAGCGGGGCAGGUUGUGACGAUCUGGGCCUCGGGGGCCGGGAUCAGCCACAACCCUCCGUCCGACAUGGUCUGGAAGAACCAGACCUCCUGGGGCUCCGGGGACAGCCUCCGCACCGCCCUCCUCACUUCCUCUGGAGAGGAAGUGGCCAUGCGGAAGCUGGUGCGCACCAUCGUGGUCAAUGACGAGGAUGAAGAUGAGGAGGACGAAGACGGCAUCCACCACCGUCACCACCAUAGCCACUGCAGCGCCUCCGGGGACCCUGGGGAGUACAACCUGCGCUCGCGCACCAUCCUGUGUGGCUCCUGUGGGCAGCCGGCCGAGAAGUCCGGGGGAGUCUCCAACUCCUCUGCUACCGCGGCCGCCGGAGGGGGGGCCACCAGCACCCUCUCCUCCGGGGGCUCCUCCUCCUCCAGCCUGACCAUCACCCGCAGCUACCGCACGGGGGGCUCCAGCCUGGCCGAGGGGCUCCUGCCCCGCUCCUACAUCCUGGGGGGACCCAGCCCACACCAGCAGGCUCCUCAAAACUGCAGCAUCAUGUAAUGGCCAUCCGUCCGUCCGUCCGUCUUUCCGUCUAACGUCUGCAGAAGGAGGAAAAAAAAAGAUUUUUUAAAAAAGUUAAUUUUCUACACCAGGAAUUUAUACUUUAGUAGAUAGAUAGAUAAAUCGAUCUAUACAUAUAUACAUAGAGAGAGAGAGAUAUAUAAAAAUGCUAAAAAGAUGUAUCAGGAGUUUUUUUAAGGAAUGGAAAAAAAACCCACUUUUUCAGCCAAAAAUAAUAAUAAUAAUAAUUCCCUUUUUAAAGAGCUACUAAGCCAAAGAGGCUGAUGCCAAAAAAGAGAGAGAUCCCUGUGUUAUAAUGCUCUGUGUGUGUUUAAUAUGUGUAUUUGUUUUCUUCCUUUGGAUACCAAAUUGGGUUGUUUUUGUUUGUCUUGUAAAAGGAAGCGAGUCCCUCGGAGUUUUAAGGCCUUUAACGGCCAACUUUGGGGCCCUUUUCUUUGUUUUUGCACUUAACGUCUCUCUUUUAUGGGAAUUAAGGAGAUUUCCUUCCUCUUUUGGGGUUCACGGCAGCCUCAAAAUGCACUUAGAUUCUCUUCGUUAAUGGAGGCACUCGUUUCAAGCCCAGCUUUUGAGGUUCUGGAUGCAAAGAGUGACCCCAAUUAAUGCAAUUUGUUGUGGGAUUAUUUGCUGUUUCGAUUCAUAAAGGAGUCAGGUUACAAUCCGAACCAUAAAAUCCCAUUCUCACAAAUAAUCCUAGCCAUUGAAAUGCAAAUUCAGACCAACAUUGAGGUAAAUUGGCUCGGAUUAUAAAUCCAAUUCUCUCAAACAAUUCCAGCCAUUUAAGUACAAAUUCAGACCAGCGUUGAGGUAAAUUGGCUCGGAUUAUAAAUCCAAUUCUCUCAAACAAUUCCAGCCAUUUAAGUACAAAUUCAGACCAAGGUUGAGGUAAAUUGGCUCGGAUUAUAAAUCCAAUUCUCUCAAACAAUUCCAGCCAUUUAAAUACAAAUUCAGACCAAGGUUGAGGUAAAUUGGCUCGGAUUAUAAAUCCAAUUCUCUCAAACAAUUCCAGCCAUUUAAAUACAAAUUCAGACCAAGGUUGAGGUAAAUUGGCUCGGAUUAUAAAUCCAAUUCUCUCAAACAAUUCCAGCCAUUUAAGUACAAAUUCAGACCAGCGUUGAGGUAAAUUGGCUCGGAUUAUAAAUCCAAUUCUCUCAAACAAUUCCAGCCAUUUAAAUACAAAUUCAGACCAAGGUCGAGGUAAAUUGGCUCGGAUUAUAAAUCCAAUUCUCUCAAACAAUUCCAGCCAUUUAAAUACAAAUUCAGACCAAGGUUGAGGUAAAUUGGCUCGGAUUAUAAAUCCAAUUCUCUCAAACAAUUCCAGCCAUUUAAAUACAAAUUCAGACCAAGGUUGAGGUAAAUUGGCUCGGAUUAUAAAUCCAAUUCUCUCAAACAAUUCCAGCCAUUUAAAUACAAAUUCAGACCAAGGUUGAGGUAAAUUGGCUCGGAUUAUAAAUCCAAUUCUCUCAAACAAUUCCAGCCAUUUAAGUACAAAUUCAGACCAGCGUUGAGGUAAAUUGACUCGGAUUAUAAAUCCAAUUCUCGUAAACAAUUCCAGCCAUUUAAAUUCAAAUUCUGACCAACUUUGAGGUCAAUUUUACGUCCUGAGCGAAGACUCCCAUUGAUUUAAAUGGUUCAGUUGAGUCAGGUUUAAAAUUGAUGUUAGGCCUGGAGGUUUCCACGGAGCCAGACCAACGCUGAGGCAAAUUUCAAGUCCUGAGUGAAAUUCCCUUUGGUUUAAAUGGUUCAAUUAAAUUGGAACUAAAACUAGUUUUAUCCCUGAAGGUUCCAAAAUCCGGAUUAAAAUGCCUUAAAACACUUCUAGAUUGAAAAACUUCAUGCCUUGUGCCUUUGGGGAGGACGGGGCCUACGCGGACGGAGAAAGCCUGGCUCGAUUUUGGAGGCGUCAAAAGCCGUUUCCGUGGCGAUGCUGGCUCCUCCCCUUUCCCCUCCCUAAUCAUGCUUAGCUUGACGCAGCAGUUAAGUUUUCCCGCCUUUUGCCGUUUCCAUGGUGACGCUGGCUCCUCCCCUUUCCCCUCCUCCCUGCUCAAUGCUCCCUGCUCAGUUUUUCCCGCCUUUUUGCUGUGUCCAUGGCAACAUUGGCUCCUCCCCUUUCCCUGACCAUGCUUGGCUUGGCACCGCUGUUAAUCUCCCUCAGUUUUUCCCGCCUUUUUGCCAUUUCCAUGGCAACAUUGGCUCCUCCCCUUUCCCUGACUAUGCCUGGCUUGAAGCAGCUGUUAAUCUCCCUCAGUUUUUCCCGCCUUUUUGCCGUUUCCAUGGUGACGCUGGCUCCUCCCCUUUCCCCUCCUCCCUGCUCAAUGCUCCCUGCUCAGUUUUUCCCGCCUUUUUGCUGUGUCCAUGGCAACAUUGGCUCCUCCCCUUUCCCUGACCAUGCUUGGCUUGGCGCCGCUGUUAAUCUCCCUCAGUUUUCCCGCCUUUUUUGACGCUUGGGAGCCGCUCUGCCGUCAUAGCCGACAAGAAAGAGAUAGGUGGACCUUUAUGUACUGUAUUGUUGUUGUUGUUGUUGUUCUUCAAUGGCGCCGAUUACCAGAAACGUGCCUUUUUUUGGGGUGGGUGAAAGGUUUAGAUAUUUAGGGGUGGGUGGGUUUUGUGUGACUCCUUUUGUGAGGGAAGCAAAAAGAGCAAAGGAACGUUGCCUUUGGCUUCCCAGGUUUUCUCUCCAAAGAGGAACCGUGGUUGUCGCUUUGGUUUCAGGAAAAAGGGGGUUUUUAUUGGGGUUCUAGGUCCCAUUUUCUGGGUCCUUUUGCCCGCAAACGAGGACCAGGCCUCAAGCGACGGGUUUGGAACCAUCCUGAGGAAGUUUGGCCGAAGGGGAGAGAGAGAGAGAAUUGUUUCAGGGUUAUGCUUUAUUCUCUCCUCUCUUUAUUCUCUUCUCUUUAGUCUCUUUAUUGUUUUGCUUGACUGUUUUAAGCUGUGGUUGUAAAAACCUCAUUGAAGGAAAAUGCCAAUCUUAAAAGCAGGUUUUAGAACAGGCCCAAAAGAGAAUCCAUUUGCGGGAAAUUAGGAGCGAUAUCCGUAGUCAAAAGACCAGAGCGGUCAUUCAUUUGCAUUGAUCGGACCCUCAAAAAACCAGCCCCGAACCUUUCGGUGAGGACAUUGACGACGACAACAGACCCAGCUGCUUGAUGCCUUAAAAAAAAAAGUCUUUUCCGGAGCUUUCUCCGCGGAUCAUCCAAAGGUCCAUUGCAUUUUUAUACGAUGAUUUUGCUUUUCCGUGUUUGAUUUCCGCUAAUUUGCUGAGCGCAGAUGCCGUUGCCGCCGCUGCCGUCACCGCCGCCGCCAUCUCUCUGUAUUUCCUUUAAAACCAAUAAUACACUUUAAUCAGAACCAA
Anolis carolinensis (green anole) is the source of this 5445-nucleotide messenger RNA. It is a transcript of the gene lmna, whose product is annotated as lamin A/C. Gene Ontology annotation, molecular function: structural constituent of cytoskeleton. Gene Ontology annotation, biological process: nuclear pore localization; nuclear migration; protein localization to nuclear envelope. The transcript has 12 exons. Gene Ontology annotation, cellular component: nuclear lamina; nuclear envelope. Bases 51 to 2078 code for a protein of 675 amino acids. Lineage: Eukaryota; Metazoa; Chordata; Lepidosauria; Squamata; Anolidae. The record is from RefSeq and is a predicted model, not a curated record.